UUCUUCAUCAUCAAUUAACAGAAAUUGACAAUUAUCAAUUGCAUGUCGCUCGCUAAGGCCAAUACAUAAACUCAUAUUCCAUCUAAGGAAGCUAUUAACCCUUCUUCGCAGUAAACAUAAAAAUCAAGUGCAUUAAACUUUAUAAAACAUGAGUGAUCAUGAACACGGAGGAUAUUAAUUUGAGAGAAAGUAUUUCCGAGGAACAAAUACUAACUAAGAACAACUAAUAGUGAAUGAUCAGCUCACAGAGAGGUCGGUUUGCCUAUUUUCUCACUUGGUUUUAGCACAAGUUCGCCAAGUCGUUUCAAAUACAUCGAAAUGUAUAAGGUUGUGGUUUUCCUCAUAUUUCUGGGACUUGCUGUUUCUUCCACUGUGAACGAAGAUAAUAUUCCACCUUACGUGAAACAAUGUUAUGAAGGUGAUCUCCAAUUGAUAAAAUGUUUCAAGGAUGCCCUGCAUCAUCUUACUCCAUAUCUGGCUGAAGGCAUCCCAGAAAUCGAGUUACCUUCAGUAGAACCCUUCAGAAUGGAUGAACUUUCUUUGUCUCUAACUACUGGACCAAACGGAUACAAAGUAUCUCUACUGGAUAUAGACAUCUUUGGAGCUAGCAAUUUCAGUGUGAAGAAACUGAGAUUGAGUGAAAAAGACCGACCUUUCGAGACAAGAAUUCACAUUCCAAAAUUGAAAAUCAACUCAAGAUAUAAGAGCAGUGGGGUACUUAUCAUCUUGCCAGCUAGUGGAAAUGGGACCUUGAAUGGACUUUUCGAAGACUUAACAGCUAUAGUAAGAGGAACAGCCAGUAUUUCUGAGAAGGAAGGAGUUAAAUAUCUGCAUAUAGAUACUUUGAAUGUCGAUAUAGAAAUCAAGAAUGUGAAAAUGGUUGUCAAGGAUAUUUAUAGGAACAAUAGUAUACUGACUCAAGCAAUAAACCUAUUUCUACGUGACAAUGGUCAAGAAAUCCUCCGGAUAAUGUUACCACAACUCAGAAUGAAGCUAGCUACUUUAUUCAUGGAUAUUUCAAAUAAAUUAUUGAGUCACCUGCCACUGGAUGUAUUUUAUGUGCCGUUAUCAAAGCAGAAGAAAACAUGAAGGAAUACCAAAAAUUGUACUUUAGGUAUUAGGUAGAUUAUUUUUAAAUUGAUCAUGUCAAAAAGAGACAAAUUCAGGUUCCUUUUUAGGAUAGCAUGUAAAUGAUUGAUAUAUGUAAAUAGGACUGAAAUUAUUUAAUGAAUGUAUAAUAAAUGUAAUGGAAAUUAUGAA
Molecule: messenger RNA, 1260 nt
Organism: Harmonia axyridis
Lineage: Eukaryota; Metazoa; Arthropoda; Insecta; Coleoptera; Coccinellidae
Exons: 5
Coding region: 319-1089 (256 amino acids)
Source: RefSeq, a predicted model, not a curated record